Acanthaster planci (crown-of-thorns starfish) is the source of this 1242-nucleotide messenger RNA. RefSeq lists its product as uncharacterized. The record is from RefSeq and is a predicted model, not a curated record. Lineage: Eukaryota; Metazoa; Echinodermata; Asteroidea; Valvatida; Acanthasteridae.
CCAGGGGAAUCUUCUAUAAGCCUACAAUGUAAAUAGACACCAAAAAAAGAGAGAAGAUAUCCAGUUUAAUUCUACGUUCUAACGUUAUGCAAGGUUACGUGCAGUGUGUUCAGGCGAAGUGUGCAAUGUGUUUGGGUCGUUUUUCGUCAGGAGAAAUUUCAGAGGGUGAUAAACAUGGCCUACCGAUUUUGUUAGAGACAAACACACUUGCCAAACAAGAUGGCGGGAUUAGACAUGGACUUAACGCCGUCAGGCGAUGCCAUCUACAUUACACUGCUUGAGGAGUUCCAACGCUGCCCACCUCAGUUCUUUACACCAAAUCCUAGCAGUACAGUCUUUCGACAUGACGUGGAGCAGGUCAACGUUUGUGAUCGAUCCAAGAGGUCCAAAUCAAUGUUUCCGGACUCCAUGGGAGGUGUUCUUGUCAUAUCGACCGAGGCGCAGUUACAGCAGCUUACGUCUCGUCUCUUGGAAAGGCCGAUUUUCUUCACGGUUGACAUUGAACGCACAGUAAACGAGAUGUGCUCUAAAGUUACCCGCGAGACUCGGGGCAGGUUGGCUGUGACUGUCAACACCAAACACCCUCAUGUCCACCAGCUGAUGAUGUCGUGGCUUGCUCAAGGUGCAGAUGCCUUGAGACGUGGACAAAAUUUUGCUGUUGAGUUUGACUUCGAUGGCAUCUUCAUUUCCUGGUUGAAAGAUGUCUAUCAGCGUGCCGACAUGGAGGUGUUUGAUUGCGGCUGGAACAUCAUGUACAGCUGCAAGAAUGGCAAAGUGACCGUCACAAACUACUCUGAGUUUGAUGACAUGUUUGCUUGCGAGCCUUCCCUGGCCAUAGCGUGCGUCAUAUGUCUCCCAUGCUGUCUAUUGGCGUUUCCCUGUUACAGAAUCCAUCGAGCCAUCAAGGUGGAGGACUUUGGUGGCAAGGUCAAUGGAAUCAAGGCCACCUACUGGAAUGCCAACGCACAACUACAGGGCAUGGAAAGCGUUAUCACUCAUGUCCUGGCACUGAUUGCUCAAGACAAUGCUGCCCAAGCUAGGACAGUGGAUAUGCCACCGUCGUAUGAUGCUGCGGUUGGAGAUCCUGUGGUUGGUGGGGGCCAACAACGAACAAGUCAUCUGGGAGGAAUCCAGCAACCAGUAGGCCAGCCUGUAGUGCAGCAGCCAGGGUAUGCCCAGCCCAUGGGCCAGCAAUCACUGAUCUUGAUCCUGAUCCGUGUAAAACGAACACAGCUGAAGUAA